AUGUUGGCUGGCAAAGGUGUUCGUGCUGUUGCGGUGAUGUGGGUAAUGACCUUCAUGUCACUCAUUCUCGUUCCACUUCGACUCUAUACGCGAGUCUACAUCGUCAAGGCACUUGGCUUGGAUGACCAUGUGUUCAAUCUAGCAUGGGUGUUUUUACUGCUGUACACCAUCUUCAUGACAAUAUCAGGCAUAUAUGGAUUUGGUCAACCCAUAACCUCCCUCGAGAUGGAUCUGGCUGUCAAGGCCGUUUACUUCGAGAUGGUUGGACAGACUUUUGCUGUGCUGGGCAUGGCUAUUGCAAAGCUUUCUCUGGGAAUAUUUCUGCUUCGCAUUGUGGUCAAGCAGUGGCAUCGGAUUUCCAUUUGGAUUUCCAUGGUCAGUCUUGCCGUUGUGUCGGUAUUGACUGCAAUUCUGUUUUGGAUCCAGAAACUUCCUUCCGAGUCUAUCUAUGAUCCUCGGGUUCAAGGACGCCUUGUUGUUACCGUGACGCCUUUUUCUAUUUUGCUUGGAUCGUGGUGUGCCGCCGUGGACUUUUACUUUGCACUGCUUCCAUGGAUCUUCAUCUGGAAGCUGAACAUGAAGUUCAAGGAGAAGAUGUCGAUUGCAAUCAGUUUAAGUCUGGGGUUUAUAGCCUGCGCCUGUGGAAUCAUUCGAACCAUCGACCUAGGCGGACUGUCCAGCUCAAACUAUACGGAGGACACCGUCGACUUGAUCAUUUGGUCAGCAGUCGAGCUCGCCGUCACCCUAAUCUGUGUUGGCAUCCCCACCGUCCGCCCCCUCUAUCGUGUCAUCGUCCAUGGAUCAAACCUUGAGGACUCAGAGGGCGGAUACAUCAAGCACAAUAACUCUGAUCAGACAUCACACAUUCAGAUGCAAAAUAUGGCCAAGAAUAACACCGCAUUCAGGGCUAAAGAGGAGGGGACUACCGAGUUGUAUAUCUCUCGCAAUAACCACAGUGACGAGGAGAUACUUGUUGGGCAACAUGGCAAGAAUGGGAGAGGGAUUCGUAUUAGGGAAGAGGUACGGGUGGAAACGAAUUAUUGA
This is a messenger RNA of Penicillium subrubescens, 1044 nucleotides long. RefSeq lists its product as uncharacterized. The coding region runs from base 1 to 1044 and encodes 347 amino acids. Lineage: Eukaryota; Fungi; Ascomycota; Eurotiomycetes; Eurotiales; Aspergillaceae. The record is from RefSeq and is a predicted model, not a curated record. The transcript has 5 exons.